ACUCUCUCACUGACUGGCUCUGGCGGAGGACGUGUCUACCGCUUUUUCUAACCCUAACUGUAUAGUCGCUCUCUCUAUUGCGUGUUCUGCUGUUUUUCUGACCAGUUUUCAGCAGAAAAGGGAGAUGUCAAAUACUAAAAGCUGGUCAGCCGGUCAAGAGCAAGCUAACAAGUCGCCAUGCUAUGCACAUUGCACUCGGUCGGUGAGUCGACGCUCGACAGAGUGGCAGUGUGUCGAUAUUUUCUUGGCAAGUGCGACUUGUUGACAUGCACAGAUAAAACCGGAGACGCAAACUGUCGGCUGUCGAAGCUAUGACUUCAGACGUUGUCAUCUCCGUACACUUACUGUCACAUAGAAACAUCAACAUUUUGUUGAAUGUUAUUUGUAGACAAGCCAUGAUACCUUACAGACUACUUGUUCAACGAAUUUGGAGUGGUUUUGUAUCGACAAGAAAUAUGCAAGAAACCUUUCAGUCUAAACACCAGUAAGAAUGUCUUUAGUAACCGAGUAAUUAAGGUCUGGAACAGUCUACCCAAGAAAACUGUGUCAUCAAAAACACUUAAUGUGUUCAUGCAGUCCAACUUGAACACACUGUGGAGGAACUGCCCCAGGAAGUUCUGCCCUUCCUUUUAUCAUUAAUGAUUCAAAUGGGAACCUCUAACAUUACAGGAAAGGAAAUGGAGUUCUGUGAAGAAACUUGACAUUGCAACGUCAAGACUUGUGAGGUGCGGGCUGCUAAUCUGAACAACAUGCUGUGAUGAUAAUCAGAAAUUAUGACGUCGUGAUAUCUCAUCAGAAAGACAACGGAAAACAGUGCUAUUCAUAUUAUUCAUGUAAUUCAUGUCGGAGAUUAUAAAAUUUGGAUGCACAACUCUCGGGAACAGAUUCUUCUAGUUUCCAACUUCUAUGUAGCAGAGAUCGAUCCUGGAUGACGGUGUAUCGUUUGAGAGAUUUGGUGAUCUUAUAAAAACUGAACAAUUUGUUGUGUAACAAUGACAGAUGUGAAGAUAAAGACGGGCAGGUCUGGCCCACCUGCCAUGAAGCCUGGCUACAAGUACAUCAAUCCUGGUCAGGAGGAUCAGAUGGAAAUCCAUGGCUACGAGAGAAGUAUUGUGUGGACAGUCAUUGUGUGGAUAGGUAUCUUCCUCACCGUCGGUCUGCUGCGACUCUUCUUUUAUUGGUUCCCGCACCUCAUGGUCCGGUCUACACACUCCAAGUGUUCCCUGUCCAUCGCCACUAUCGUCGUACUCAAGGACCAGUAUCUCCAGUGGUAUGUGUCCCGUGUCCGACAGAUGGUAGUCGGCGGUCAAGUUGAAAAUACAGCCAGACCAAAACUAGAACGAGGUAACUCUACUGUGAGUUUUACAAAACUUGAUGAAAAUGAACAGUCGACUGAGGCUGGAGGUAUGGAACAAAUCAAAUCCAUACGGUUUUUCGUCACGAAGAAAGUUAAAUUUUUGUGGAACGCUGAUGGACAAUUCUUCGAGAAGGCCAGUGGAUUGGCCGAUUCCUCGAGCUGCUCAUUCUUCCAUCGACAGACAGGUCUCAGUGCGGAGGAUCAGGUGAAAAAGAGAGUGAUAUAUGGUGUCAAUUCUAUAAGAGUACACGUGACACCUGUAUUUGAGUUAAUCUUUAAACAGAUUAUCUCCCCUUUCUACAUUUUCCAAAUCUUUUCCUGUUCCCUGUGGUAUGCGGAUGAGUACUAUUACUACGCUUCCUGUAUUGUCCUGAUAUCCACCAUCUCCAUCAUGGUCUUCAUUUACCAGACUCGGAAGAUGCAGAGGGCUCUCCGUAACACCAUCGCUUCAUCAACUAUACUGACAGUGUGUCGAGAUAAUGGAGUCUAUGAAGAAAUCUCAUCAGACGACUUGGUGCCAGGGGAUGUUAUCGAGAUUCCACGCCAUGGAUGUAUCAUGCAAUGUGAUGCCGUCCUUGUCCGUGGCAACUGCAUCGUCAAUGAGAGCAUGCUUACAGGUGAAAGCGUGCCGGUGACCAAGACGCCACUCCCCAAUCCCCGCGAGUCGGGAACAGAAGACAAACCUUUCAGUAUGAAGGAACAUGCACGUCAUGUACUAUUCUGUGGCACGAAGGUGAUACAGACUCGUUACUAUGACAACCAGCGAGUGAGGGCCAUAGUUGCUCGUACCGGGUUCACAACAUCUAAAGGGGAAUUAGUCCGGUCCAUCCUCCAUCCCAAGCCUGUCGACUUCAAGUUUAACCGGGAUACCUACAUAUUCAUAGGGAUUCUGGCCGCCAUAGCUGGUUUAGGUUUCAUCUACACUAUUAUACUGAUGGUGAUUGAUGAAGAUGAGCCGGGUGAAAUUGCCCUCCGUGCCCUCGACCUCAUCACUAUUGCCGUACCACCUGCCCUCCCUGCCGCCCUCACUGUGGGCAUUGUCUUCGCUCAAAAUCGGCUCAAGCACAGCCAGAUCUACUGUAUUCUACCCAACUGUAUCAAUGUUAGCGGCACCAUCAACACAUUUUGUUUUGAUAAGACUGGUACUCUAACUGAAGAUGGAAUGAACAUGCAGGGCCUACACCUGGUUAAAGAUGGCAGUUUUACAGACGAAGUCGAAGACAAGUCCAUAGCAAUGUUAGAACCAGAAAUGCCAGUAAUGGCUGCCAUGGCCUCGUGUCACUCGCUCACCAUCAUCGACAAUGAGUUGUGUGGUGACCCACUCGACCUCAUCAUGUUUCAGGCCACUGGAUGGGAUCUAGAGGAGCCAGGACAGGAGCACAGCCGUUUUGACAUGAUGGUCCCUACUGUAGUGAAGCCACACCAGCUGAAAGGCCAGUUGUGGAACAAACAAGAGGCAACUGAUACAGAGGUGGGCAUCCUUAGACAGUUCACAUUCGAGUCCAGUCUACAACGAAUGUCUGUCAUCACACGACGCAUCACCUCAAGUCACUUUGACCUCUUUUCCAAGGGGGCACCGGAGAUGAUUGCCUCUCUGUGUAGACCUGAAACAGUUCCGUCAAACUUCCACGAGGUACUAAUGGGAUACACACAGCAUGGUUACAGAGUACUGGCACUGGCGUGGAGACCACUGCCCGAGAACCUCAAGUACACCAAAAUACACAGACUACAAAGGGAACAGGUGGAGAAAAACUUGACAUUCCUCGGUCUGCUGGUGAUGGAAAAUCGCCUCAAACCAGAAUCGACACCAGUCAUACAGGAGCUGAUUGAGGCAAACAUCCGAACAGUCAUGGUCACAGGUGACAACAUGUUGACUGCCCUAUCUGUAGCCAGAGAGUGUAAGAUGGUUGGUUCUCAUGAAAAGGUCAUCCUGGUGCAGGCGUACCCGCCACAGGAAAAAGCUGACGCAUGCUUGGAAUUCGUCAAUGCGGAUAACACAAACAUUAAGGUCAAGGAAGUCGUCAAGUCUGUCAGUGGGUCUGAAACGAAGAUAAGUAUGCCAGGAUUACAAUACUACCAUUUUGCUGUGGAAGGAAAAUCAUGGGGAGUUAUCAGACAGUACUUUCCAGAUGUCUUCCCUAAGUUGGUGGUGCGUGGAACAGUAUUCGCGAGAAUGUCACCAGAACAGAAAGCACAGCUUGUAGAGGCUCUCCAGGAACUUGGGUACUACGUUGGGAUGUGUGGCGACGGAGCCAAUGACUGUGGGGCCCUGAAGACGGCACACGCCGGCAUUUCUUUGUCGGAGGCAGAGGCGUCGGUCGCAUCACCAUUCACGUCCAAAAAUCCCAACAUUGUUUGUGUUCCUACCCUUAUCAGGCAAGGAAGAGGAGCCUUGGUGACCUCCAUUGGAAUUUUUAAGUUCAUGGCAGCCUACAGUCUCACACAGUUUGUGUCCGUCUGCUUACUGUACUGGAUAGGCAACAACUUGACUGACUUCCAGUUCCUCUACAUAGAUUUGUUUCUGUUGACAACACUGAGUAUGACAUUUGGUCGUACCGAGGCUUACCACAAGCUGUCGCCUCAACCUCCACUAAUCAACCUGUUCGGAAUUGCCCCAGUCCUGUCACUCAUCCUCCAUACAUGUAUUGUGGUCGGCUUCCAGGUUUUCUGCUACCUACAUGUAAUGCAACAAGAUUGGUUCGUAGACUAUGUUGAGAACGAGGAUUAUGACUACAUGAGCUACGAGAAUAUGGCCGUCUACAUCAUCUCAAAUUACCAGUACAUCAUUCUGGGUGUUGUCUUCUCGAAGGGGGCACCUUACAGAAAACAUAUGUUUACCAACUAUUGGUUCAUGGCCAACCUAGCCCUGUGUGUAGGAAUCUCUCUCUGGAUAAAUAUCUACCCGACCAAUGGACUGGCAGACUUUCUAGAGUUAAAAUCUGCGCCAAAUAUACCCUACAGACUUGUGUACAUCGGGAUUGCAGCAGCAAAUUUCUUAUUAUCUCUACUGUUGGAGACAUUCAUCAUAGACAGCUACUUUGUGACCUGGAAGCUGCAGGAGUCGGUCGAAAAGUGCUGUAAGAGCUCGACCUUUCAUUACAAUGUCCUCGAGGACGAAAUCAAAGACACACCACAUUGGCCUCCAAUCAGCCACUCGUCGAGUCUAGCACAGGUGUUUGGCCGCAUGGACAGUGUCCCGACUACAUUAAAUGAGGCUGACCAGGCCAGCCUGUCUGGGAGUCUGCUGGACUCGGACCAAGGGGAGACCACUGAUGUGGGCAUAACUGUUGAGGUUGGCAAACAAGGGAUUAUCAAUGAAGGAUUGCUGGCAGAGGAAGAUUCUGUAACAGCUCUUUGAAAAAGAACCUCGCAAUUAUCUUACUGUCUGGUGAUCACUUCACUGGGUCAAAUAUUGAUUUUCACAAUUGUGUUUCAAACAAAUCAUUGUAAGGAUUCAGAUUUAUGAAAUAAACAAUAACAGAUGCAGGUUUUCACUUUAAAUGUACCUAAAUAAAUAUUCAUGAGAUAUUUGAAUUUGCAAAAUGUGACAAUAAACAUUCAUGACUUGAUCAUUUUUUUUUAAUGUAAAAAUAUAAAUAUUCAAUUGAUAAUUAAAUUUGAAAAAUGUGAAAAUGAAUAGUCAUGAGAUUUAAAUUUCCAAUAUAGGCGAAAAUUUUAAAUUUCGAAUAAUUGAAAACAACUAUAACUCUUAAAAUAUUUAUAGAAAUAAAAUCAUCAGUAAUCCUAGUUUACCAAACAGCCAAAAAACUUUCAUCAUUUUAUCUAUAUAUUGGUUCAGACAGUUUCAUAUAUACAUACAUGUAGUUACAUAGGUUCGUAUAUGACAAAUAAGGAUUUUUUUCAUUCUGUUGACAGUCAGUUCUGAAAUAAAACAUUUAAUAUUAACCCUUUAAAAUUUUCUAAACAACAGUAUUUUGCAGUCGGUUUUCAUACAUCAUCGGUUUUAAAACUGUUCCAUACAUAAACAUAUCACUGUGUAAACAUAUAUUUACUAGGAUUUAACCUUUAAAGUGUUAUAUUAUUAUUUUUUCCUGAUUUUAAAAAUGCUGAACACUUCAAAGACCUAUUUUGUAGACUUCUAUCAUGCCUUAAAAUGAUCUGUUAUAUAAAAUAGUUUAUGUCAUGGGAUGCAUGGCCAUGUAAUGCUUAAUUAUGUCAAAAAGUUUUAAAAGAGAGAGUUUUUUUAUUCUGAAGAGUUCUUCACUAUUGUUACAGAAUUGUUUACUUUGUGGUCGCUGAAGGAAUAUUUGUCGAGACUUUCACUGACCUUGCAGCUAAUAUUCGUUCCCAGUCUCUAUACUGGAAAUUUGUAAAUAAUGUUUUUUCCCCUGUGUUGAUUUGAUUUUGCCAUUUUUUGUUGCUGUACAAAUUUAAGCAAAUAACGGAGAACAUUAUUUUUUUCUAUUUUAUUUCAAUAAAAAAUGGAUAUAUAUAUUUCUAUUAAUCUUUUUAAAUAUGAAUCUAUAAACAGGAAGGUCUAAUGGCAACCAAGCUCUGUAUAUUGAGGGGUCCAUGCUUAGCCAAAACUAAAAGGCUUACUAUCACUUGUUUGUUGUAUUUCACCUAAAGCAAGGUCAAUUCACACAUAUAUUUUAGGAUAUCUUAUAAAAUGCAAUACAUAGGUGGAGAAAAAACCUUUACAUUUAUUUUUGUUUACAGUAAAACCUCGUUAUAAUGCAACCAAUUGUCUGGAGGAAUUUUGACAUUAUAAAGGGGUUUAGCAAUAGAUUGAGCGAAAUUUGUAUAAAGGAAUUCUUAAGCAAACGAGAAAAAGGGACAUUGAUAUAUGUUGGCGGUAAACAAGGUGGCGAUAAAAUGAGUGGCGUUAUAUCGACUUGAUUCUGCUCUACACAAUGCUGUUUAUGUAUUGCAAUAAAAUUUGAAAGACAUUUUGUAAUUUCUGAUAUGGUUUCUGCCCCUAUAUGAUUAACACUGACCUUAGCGAAUAGGAAUGUCACAAUAUGCUUGGAGUGUAUCACAAUAUACUACAAUACCUAUCCCAAUAUAUUGUCAAAGGAAAAAGGUGUUUUAUUUAAUAAAAAGAAGUUGUUGUAGGGUGCUGUUUAAUUCUGUGGCCUGUUCGUUUAUGCGGAACAACCGGUUUGUCCGUUUGUAAAUGUAACAAUUUCGAGUAUAAAUCUUGGCGG
Mizuhopecten yessoensis (Yesso scallop) is the source of this 6525-nucleotide messenger RNA. RefSeq names its product probable cation-transporting ATPase 13A3. The coding region runs from base 993 to 4715 and encodes 1240 amino acids. Gene Ontology annotation, cellular component: membrane. The transcript has 33 exons. Lineage: Eukaryota; Metazoa; Mollusca; Bivalvia; Pectinida; Pectinidae. Gene Ontology annotation, molecular function: polyamine transmembrane transporter activity; P-type ion transporter activity; ATPase-coupled monoatomic cation transmembrane transporter activity. Gene Ontology annotation, biological process: intracellular calcium ion homeostasis; polyamine transmembrane transport. The record is from RefSeq and is a predicted model, not a curated record.